GCCCUCGCGGAAGGAAGCGCUCUGGACUGGGCGGAGUGAAGUUGACCCUAUGCACCAGCUGCAAGCCCCAGGCCGGGCUGGGCGCGCUAUGGCCGAGUGGGCAAAGCAGCUUGCAGGCAUUAAGGGCGUGGUGCUAGAUAUCAGUGGGGUCUUGUAUGACGGUGGAGGAGAAGGAGGCGGGGUGCCCAUCCCUGGAUCUAUAGAAGCUGUGGAAAGGAUCAAAGCGUCUGGCCUGAAGUUGCGGUUCUGCACCAAUGAAACCCAGGCCACUCGAGGCAAGUUUGUGGCGAAGCUCCAGCGCUUGGGGUUCAACAUUUUGGUGAAUGAAGUCACUGCCCCGGCACCGGCAGCCUGUCGCAUUCUGAAGGAGCGAAACCUGAGGCCGCACCUCCUCGUACAUGAUGAUCUGGUCCCUGAAUUUGAUCAGCUUGAUAAAACAAACCCAAACUGUGUGGUAAUUGGAGAUGCAGCAGACAAUUUUUCCUACAAAAAUCUCAACGAAGCUUUCAGAGUUCUGAUUGGACUGGAGAAUCCUAUUCUCAUAUCUCUGGGAAGAGGGCGCUAUUAUAAAGAAACCGAUGGUCUGAAACUUGAUGUUGGAGUGUAUAUGAAGGCAUUAGAGUAUGCUUGUGAUGUUCAAGCCGAGGUGGUGGGAAAGCCGGCAAAAAUGUUUUUCCAAUCAGCCUUGGCAGAAAUGGAAGUUGAGCCACAGCAGGCCAUCAUGAUUGGAGAUGAUAUUGUGAAUGAUGUAGGAGGCGCCCAGCAGUGCGGUAUGAGAGCUCUACAAGUACGGACAGGGAAGUACAGCAUCUUCUCAACUUUGAUGGAGAAUCUGUUUCUAUAUCUCGUGGAACUGGAGACCUGGAAUGUUUCUUGCACCAAUUGGCCUUGUGAUGAGCAACACCCUGAAGUGAAGGCAGAUGGAUACGUGAACAAUCUCGCGGAAGCAGUGGACAUUAUUGUGAAACAGUUGCACAAGUGAUCGUGCUGUAGAAGAUACCGAUUUAAAGGCACAAAGAAGUUGGACUUGACAUCUGAAGCCUAGCAUACAGCUCACACACCGGGCUACCUCUUCCCCUGUUUAAUUCAUUUCCCUCUCUUCACCUAAUUUCUACACAUAUGCAAAUAACCAUAGGAAACCAGUAAUGCUAAUAGUUUGUCGUUAACUGCCUGAUUUUCAAAGCUUCUCAUUUCUAGGUACUAAAAUGAAAUGCCUUAAUGAUUAAAAACGUUAAACCUAACAGGUGCUUAUGACUUCCGUGAAUCGUCUGAUUUUCUAGCACCCGCACAUUCCCUUGACUGCCAUGUAGCCAUGCAGUAGGAAGAACAGAUCAAAUUAACUGACACAAGUGGCUCUUGCACCACUUGGGCCGGACUCUGUCCCUGCCUAGGGAGCAGUAGGUUGCCCCCGCAUGGGGGAAUCCCCAGGCAGCAUAGGUCAGGCUAUGUUUGUAGAUGAGUCCAGAACUUUGUGUGUAAGAUGCGUGAGCACACCAGUCCCAAGGUGAAGUUUUGGGGGAACCCCCUCGUCUUGUAAUGACAUCCUUGAUUUCCACCUGGCUGGAUGUAACCAUCUGCUUAGAGCAGCGUCUUGUUUGAGAUUUCUCAGCGUAGUGAGUGGUGGCUUUGAAGCUGCUCAGGGCAGCGGUCGGGGCCUGGUAUCAGUGAGAUUUUCAGAAAUGCUCAGCAUUGGCCCAACUCCACCACAACUGAAGUCCAACUACAAGGUCUAGGGGCCACUUAAGUCCUGCUUCACAUGGGUGUCCCACAUUUGAACUGUCACCAUCUAGUCACACUGUUUUAGUCUUCAACUGCUAAAAAUAGCCUCCGAUGCUUAAAUGUUGUUUUAUGGCUGCUGGAUGCCAGGCUUAAUGAUCUGGUGUUCGGUUCCCAGAUUUAAAAAGCCAAGUAAUGACUUUGCCCUGCAUUGCUAUUGCUUGGAAAUCUUACUUGUAACAGGAAGACAGUGAAAUCGUCUGUGAAUUAAAUAGCACGCUGCUGCCUACAUUGACUGCUUUAUAUUUUGCCCUUGUGGUUUUCAGCCAUUACUAAUCACUGAAGCAAAUUAAAUCUUGUGAAUGUGCUAGGACUAAUCCUGCAAGGUGCUGAGCACCCUCAACUCCUGUGGAGGCCAGUGGGAGAUGAGAACACCCAGAACCUUGUGGGAUUAGACCCUGAUACAUAGCACCUAGCCACAUGGGGCCAAAUUCACCCCCGUGCAGCACCACGGACUUCACAGAAGCUACCCCAGGGGUGAAUUCAGCCCAAAAAAUUAGUGCCUGGGUAAAAUGAACUCUCACGACAAAAACCCUUGUGGUUACAGAAGAGAAAAAUGCUUUAUAAAGUAACAACAGAAAAAGGUGUGUACUAUAGAAAUAGUGUACUUUAGUGUGUACUAUAGAAAUAGAUCAAACUGUGUCUGUGGAUAGAGUGAGGAAGGGGGAAGGUGACAUCACCCCCAUUGCAUGGUCUAUAUAAGGGACAACCACAAUUACAAUCUCUGUGCUCCACUGGCACCAUCAGGGACACAGUCCAGCUAAGGGGGAUGAGGCAGGACUAGAGUCAUGGCACAGCCCCCUACAUCUGUCUCCAGAGUGGAACCAGUGCACCAGGAAAGCAUGCAGCACCUGCUGCAGACUGUAAAAGCAGGAGCUCUCCUCCUGUGUGCCGGGGAACUCAGGGCAGGAUUCCUCCCCGGCUCAGCCUCUGGGGCCAGGUGGCUCUCCUUCAUCUUGGCUGGUGCAUCUUGCACAGCCUAGCCCAGGGUUAGUGCGACAUCUCUCUGGGUUCUCACUGCCCAAGAUUGCGAUGAUGUCAUCGUGGAAAGGCUGAUAAGGGAAUUUUCCCAUGUCUGGCAGUUUAUUCAGGCUUCAUGUUCAGAUUUCCCCUUUUUAUGCGUUUGUCAAACCUUUAAUUGCAUUUCUCUACAUAUUGACAGUUGUCUGGCACUGCAGUGGUUUAGAUUCUGGAGAUAAAUACAGUUAUUACAAAUUGAGGAAUAACAUGAUUGACAUGGGGUCUUUUGGUGGCUGUCUUCAUUAGAGAACUGACUUACUGAAUUAAUAAA
Mauremys reevesii (Reeves's turtle) is the source of this 3067-nucleotide messenger RNA. It is a transcript of the gene LHPP, whose product is annotated as phospholysine phosphohistidine inorganic pyrophosphate phosphatase. The coding region runs from base 50 to 982 and encodes 310 amino acids. Gene Ontology annotation, biological process: dephosphorylation. The record is from RefSeq and is a predicted model, not a curated record. Lineage: Eukaryota; Metazoa; Chordata; Testudines; Geoemydidae. The transcript is spliced from 8 exons. Gene Ontology annotation, cellular component: cytosol. Gene Ontology annotation, molecular function: inorganic diphosphate phosphatase activity; phosphatase activity.